GAGGCGAGCUGCAGUGUGUCCGAAGCUUUUCUUCUCUACCAGCGGCAGCGGCGGCUGGUAGGGAGGAGGAGAUCGCCACCAGAUCGCCAUGGAGACGCUGGCGAGCGCCAUGCGGCGGGAGAACCGCCGCUUCAAGCCCCCCUCCUCCUCCUCCGCCUCCGCCUCCGCCGCCCUCUCCUCGGGGAGGGUCCCCCUCGUCAUGGCCUUCCUCUCCUGCCUCGCGUGGCUCUACGUCGCCGGCCGGCUGUGGCAGGACGCGCAGACGCGGAUGAUCCUGUCUGGUCUCCUCGAGAAGAGCUCCGGCAAUCUUCCGAAGGUGCUGUCGGUGGAGGACAAGCUGAGGAAUCUAGGAUGCAUUGGAAUUGGGAGGAAGAUUGCGGAGGCAGAAAUGGACCUUACAAAGGCGAAGAGCGAGGGGUAUCUGUGGGGGAAUGGAACUGCUACUGGUAGUUCUGACAAGAAGAAGCUCCUUGCUGUUAUUGGAGUUUACACUGGUUUUGGUUCCCGGCUCAAGAGGAACACCUUCCGUGGCUCAUGGAUGCCGAGAGGUGAUGCUCUGAAGAAGCUUGAGGAGAAGGGUGUGGUCAUUCGUUUUGUCAUUGGUCGGAGUGCAAAUCGAGGUGAUAGCUUGGACCGCAACAUCGAUGAUGAAAAUCGUCGGACGAAAGAUUUCUUGAUUCUUGAAAGUCAUGAGGAAGCUGCAGAGGAGUUACCAAGCAAAGUUAAGUUUUUCUUCAGUGCAGCAAUUGAAGCUUGGGACGCAGAGUUCUAUGUGAAAGUCGAUGACAACAUUAACCUUGACCUGGCUGGAUUAAUUGAGAUGCUUGAAGCCCGUCGAGGUAGCCAAGGACUGUACAUGGGUUGCAUGAAAUCAGGAGGUGUUGUAAGUGAAGAGGGUCAACAAUGGUAUGAACCUGAAUGGUGGAAGUUUGGAGAUUCAAAAACGUAUUUUCGCCAUGCUUCCGGUGCUUUGUUUAUCCUCUCUAACAAUUUGGCACGCUACAUUAACAUAAACAGUGCAUCGCUACAGAGCUAUGCCCAUGAUGACAUAUCAGUAGGUUCAUGGAUGAUGGGGCUGAAUACUACUUAUGUUGAUGACGACCGUUUGUGCUGCGGCAGUUCUAGACAAGAGAAAGUAUGUUCCCACGCAUGAGUUAGCAGCACGCAUGGUUAUGACGGUGGUGUCCUGAUGAAGAGGUGACGCUGUAUAUUUUGCCAUUUUGUAUACACCAAGCGGCUUCUGGAAUGAAAAAUAGAUACAUCAUUUCAAACGCUGCUUUAUCCGAUCAGUAUACUUAAAUACAAGUGUAGGGGAACUAGUUGACAAAAACUAUAAAAGCGCUGAGCUUAUUUUUGGUGGAGCUUCCUGUUUGACAUAUUUGUCGAAAGUCGAAACCAAAUUCAGGGUGAUAGAUGAACUUCUGUUCGAAGUUUAGGGGAUAUACUGGCCUUCUCUUCUCCAACUUUUUUUCUCA
Molecule: messenger RNA, 1475 nt
Organism: Oryza sativa Japonica Group (Japanese rice)
Lineage: Eukaryota; Viridiplantae; Streptophyta; Magnoliopsida; Poales; Poaceae
Product: hydroxyproline O-galactosyltransferase HPGT3
Cellular component (GO): Golgi membrane
Molecular function (GO): galactosyltransferase activity
Source: RefSeq, a predicted model, not a curated record